Messenger RNA from Alternaria postmessia, 4965 nucleotides. RefSeq lists its product as uncharacterized. Gene Ontology annotation, cellular component: cytoplasm. The transcript has 3 exons. Bases 1 to 4965 code for a protein of 1654 amino acids. The record is from RefSeq and is a predicted model, not a curated record. NCBI's taxonomy places the organism in Eukaryota, Fungi, Ascomycota, Dothideomycetes, Pleosporales, Pleosporaceae. Gene Ontology annotation, molecular function: nucleic acid binding; ATP binding.
AUGGUAGACGCCUCAGGGUCAAAUUUGGCACUGCGUUCAGAUAGCGGCCAAGAUCUCAAGUCAUACGAAGAAGAUCAGGUGUUGCCGCGUGAAACGAAAAACUCAGCUUCUUCUCCAUCUACUGGACACCUUCGUAAAAUAAACCUCAGAGCCAUGAUUCUUUGGUUCAUGAGUAAUCGGCACAGUGUUGCCCUGAUCAAUGAGUUGCAAUGCACAGACAGUAAGACGAUGGCUGUGGUUUUAGAGUCCUCGCGACAACACAAUCAGAAUGGAUUCGACCCAUCUUGUUAUGCCGCAGCUUCUCAUGACAUAUCCUCCAUCGAGAGUCCUGUAUUGGAAAAUUUGGGAGGGAUUUUUGAGCCGUCGGAAAGAGACGUGGUCACCGUCCUCGUCCUCCGUACAGCGAGGCGGCAUUGCGCAAUAUCUGAUGACGAAGCCUCCGCCUUCUUCCUACAUACUGCUGCUCUUCAGUACUUCCCGCUUGCAGCUCGGAGGCCGUCAAAUACCUCGGAGAACACCGCUCAGACCCUUAUUUGCUCCUUCACACAGAUUGCAGCUUCCCUACUCUGUAACAAGGACCUAUCUGAGCAGCUUGAUGUCUUGAAUCUCCCGGUCAAUCUUGCAGAUCUCCUCGAUGGGUUCUUGCUUGCUGCUAUAAUCCGAGAUGCCUGCCUUCGCAAUAUACUGCUAGCCAACAAAUCUGUCAAGAAGAAAUACGACAGCCUGCUUGAUACAUUCAUUGAAGCCCCCAAGAAUAGUCUUGAUGGAAUACUCCCCAUGAGUAUGACCACCGAUGUUCAGGUUUCUCGAGACUCGGCCCGGCAUCGCUACACAGUCCCUGAUUACGAUCAGACUGUUCUCCCCUUCAAGAAUGCCAUCUUCGACAAGCACCUUGCUCCCAUUGGACUGGAGUUGGAUGAAAAAAUUUCAGACGAGGCAACACAUGACAAUGCCAGAGUCUUCCAAGAACUAUCGCAUUGGCACAAUCAUAGAAAGACCCUUGCAUCGAAGACGGCGACGCAGAAGCUCGGUUAUUUUGCCCGCCGUAGGAACGAUUUGUAUAUGGCUGAAAUGCAUGCGUACGCAGCCAGCCUUACUAAUGCAGCUGGGAAGGUCUUGGAGCCUGAAAUUAUCGUUGCGAAUCAGAAAAUACAGCCAUCCAAACCACCGAAGGCUCUUGUAGUGUAUGCACCCGGCCGUUCGAACCAGCUCGAGAAAGGACGAUGUUCUAAAGGUGACAAAAAAACGAACAAACCAAUAAAGAAGAGCGGGAAGACUAUGGCUCUUGAGACGGCAGCCGCGAUUAAGGCAGCAAAGACUCAAUCUAAAGGAAACAUCGACGCUGCCUACUGGAGAGCGAAAUGUAAGGAGCUUGGUGGUCAAUUCAAUCUGCAACUUCGGUACCUCACAGCCCGGGAUUACUCUACAAAGUUAGGUUAUGACAGUUCGAUCAAGCCAGAGGUUGAGCUAUACACAAUAGACUGCCUACUCCGGAUCUGGAUGCAAUGUCAUGGAGACACAGCUGUAGAAUCUGGAGGAAGCUUUGCAGCUCUCAUUUGGAACACACUCCUGGAGUUGCUGAAGACGAAAUCAGGAAUGACACCAGAGAUCUCGGCUUCUCUAGAAGUGAUCUUGAAGGUCUUGAAACUCCCUGCGCUCAGAUACGAGGCGGAGGCUACUAGUCGGCCACUCGAAUUCACUUGCAUAUUCAACGAGGCAGAGAUCUCGAGAGCUUCUAUGUCUAUCUCGACAAUACGUAACAAACUACCCAUUCCAGGCGGUGCAAAGAUAUUUCAGUUGGAGCAUUGUGGACCGUAUCUUGAAAGGGAAAUUGGCUCAGCUAUAGACGAACGUGUUCCGUUUCGUCCCGAUGCAUGGCAACGCAAGGUUCUUGAUGCGAUUGAUGAGAACCAUUCUCUGUUCGUUGUUGCACCGACUAGUGCUGGGAAGACGUUCAUCUCCUUCUAUGCAAUGAAGCAAGUUCUCACGAACGAUGACGAUGGCGUCAUCGUCUACGUUGCACCGACCAAAGCUCUUGUCAACCAAAUUGCCGCUGAAAUCCAAGCACGUUUUUCCAAGUCCUUCAAACGGCCCGGGAAGUCAGUCUGGGCAAUUCAUACACGGGACUACCGAAUCAACAACGCUACCGGAUGUCAGAUCUUGGUGACCGUGCCUCAUAUCCUCCAGAUCAUGCUGCUAGCUCCCUCCAAUGCUGAGACGGAAAACUCUUGGAGCUACCGGAUCAAGCGGAUUAUAUUUGACGAAAUCCAUUGCAUUGGUCAGGCAGAAGAUGGUGUGGUCUGGGAACAAUUGUUGUUGCAGUCACCUUGUCCUAUCAUAGCCCUCUCUGCAACUGUUGGAAAUCCGGAAGAGUUCAGUGCCUGGCUUGGGUCAACUCAAGAAGCAAAUGGGAACAAGCUUGUCACAGUUGAGCACCACCAUCGAUACUCGGACUUACGUAAAUUCAUCUACGUUCCUCCAAAGAGGUUUUGCUUUGCAGGUCUACCAGAAAGCUCUCCUAUCCAUACACCAGGCCUAGACGGAAUGGAACCCUUCUGUUUCGUCCAUCCUAUCUCGAGCUUGAAUAUCAAGUCUCGAGGAAUGCCAAAAGACCUCCAUCUGGAGGCUCGGGACUGUCUUUGGCUCUGGCAAACGAUGGAAAAGCACGCAACAAAGGAGUACGAUGUACCCCCCAACCUCGGCCCAGGCGCACUUCCGGAUGUAGUUAAAAGGGUCCACAUCUUCGAAUGGGAGAAGAAUCUCAAGGCUAAGCUGCUAGAAUGGAUGAACCAAAAGGGCUCACCAUUUGAGAAAGUUCAGCAGGAUCUGAGCAAAAAGCUCGUUCAACCUACAACCCGCAACCUUUUCAGCACGAAACGCAUCUUCGGUGAUAAAUUUGGAGCUAGGGAUGUCAAUCCAGAGAGCCUUGCUUCGAUGAUUUUGCCAGCGCUUGCCGAUCUGCAUGCUAAGAACGCUCUUCCAGCCAUUGUUUUCAACUAUGAUCGUGGUCAGUGUGAAAAGCUGAUGAAAGAUGUGAUCAAGGAACUGGAGAUAAACGAGUUAGCUUGGAAAACCACGAGUACCUCGUGGAAAGAGAAACUUGCGGCAUUCGAAAUGUUCAAGAAAAAUCAAGAAGCGAUCAAGGCCAAAUCCAAAGAUGGAAAGAGCACAGGUAAAAUGAAAGCUAGGCGUGGAAACAGCAAGAGAGAAAAAGACAAUGAAGAGAGACUGUCGAAACUGGACCGUGAACGCGAAGCCGCCUCUGCAGAGCAUACCAAGUGGGAUGGUUUCGAUCCUCAUGCCCCAAUCAACGGCUUUCACUUCGCCAACAUGCAUAAAUUGCUGCAAUCAGAGCUCGACGUGUACAAGCAACAACUUCGUGAUCGAGGCAUCGCAGAAUGGCUCAUCAGUGCUUUGAACCGAGGCAUCGGUGUCCACCAUGCAGGUAUGAAUCGGAAAUAUCGUCAGGUGGUGGAGAUACUUUUCCGUAGAGGCUACCUACAAGUUGUAAUUGCCACUGGCACUCUUGCGCUGGGCAUCAAUAUGCCCUGUAAAACUGUAGUUUUCGCUGGAGACUCUGUCUUCCUUACCGCACUCAACUUCCGCCAGUGUGCUGGUCGAGCUGGUCGGAGAGGGUUUGACCUACUUGGGAAUGUCCUGUUUCUUGGAAUCCCUGUUGGAAGAGUAUUCCGUCUCAUGAGCUCAAGACUUCCAGAUCUAAACGGACAUUUCCCUAUCACAACAUCGCUGGUCUUGCGGCUAGCCACUUUGCUCCAUGGCUCAAGCAACUCCGACUUUGCAACUCGUACGAUCAACUCUAUCCUUUCCCAGCCUCGGCUCUACCUUGGCUCCCCCGAAUCCAAGAUGGCUGUUCUACACCAUCUUCGCUUCUCCAUCGAGUAUCUUCGACGCCAGUCCUUGCUGGAUCUUCAUGGUUCGCCAAUCAAUUUUGCUGGGUGUAUCACUCACUUAUACUACACCGAAAACUCGGCCUGGGCCUUUCACGUCCUCCUCAGUUCGGGCUACUUCCACGAUCUCUCUCGGGACAUCGAUUCGAAUCCCCAACACGUUUGCUCAACACUUAUGCUUGUGUUAUCACAUAUCUUUGGUCGGCAGCAAUGCAAACGCGUAGAUGGGGAGUUUGUCGAGGAGGUCGUGAAGCGAUCGCCUUCGAUCGUCUUCUUACCGCCAUUGCCGAAGAAAGCGGAGAAGACGCUUCGAGCUCAUAACAUCGAAACCUUAGCAAUCUUCCGCACUUAUGUCAAAACUUACGCGGACCAGCAUCUAAAAGAUCCGGAUGACGCGUUGCCACUGAGUAGAAUACGGAUUGGUCGGUCGGACGAGCAGUUCAACAUAACCCCAAAUGCGCAUCAGCACACAGUUCUUCGUUCCCCCUUCGUCUCACUCUCGGGCCAUGGUGACGAAUUUGAUAGUAUCUCCGAUCUCUGUGGUACAGUACGUUCGGGUGUCUUUCUGGAAGAGGCUGUUGUGCCAUACUUGCCCAUUCAUCCAGAAACUACAGUACCACUCAAUGCGUACUUAUAUGAUUUCUACAAGCAUGGCGAUCUGAAUGCCUUAGAGAAGGCAAACAAGAUCCGCAGGUCCGAUGUCUGGUUCCACCUGAACGACUUCUCACUCGUCCUCGCAACGAUCAUAACAGCUUUGACCAACUUCAUGAAACCCUCCUCACCAUUCGAAGCAGACGCAACUGAUCUGAAAGGCAGUGGCGACGUGUACGAGGAAUCAAAGGACGAUAGUUUGACAGUCGGAAGCGACGAUAAUGCAGGACAAGAAGGCAAAGAUUCAGCCUCAACCACCGUCUGGGCUCCAAUCGGUGUUUGGGACGAUGAGGAUGAUGAGCUGGAAGAUUGGGACGAUGUAAACAUGCGCCUACCACAGGUAUUAAAAGCGUUUUCAUGUCUGAAGGGGGAGUUUGAUGGUAAAUUCAAGCAGAUGUGGGCUUAG